AACAUUGUCUAGUACAUCUCCAGGCAUCAGUACCAUGAUGACUACUGAAAGCAACACACUAUCAGUCAACACGUCUCCAACAUUUUCUAGUACAUCCCCAGAUAUCAGUACCAUGACGACCACUGAAAGCAGCACACCAUCAGUCAACGCGACUGCAAAAUUGUCAAGUACAUCUCCAGACAUCAGUACCAUGAUGACUACUGAAAGCAGCACUCCAUCAGUCAACACAUCUCCAACUGUGUCUAGUACAUCUCCGGAUAUCAGUACCAUGAUGAUUUCUGAAAACAGCACACCACCAGUCAACACGUCUCCAACUGUGUCUAGUACAUCUCCAGAAAUCAGUACCAUGAUGACUACUGAAAGCAGCACACCAUCAGUCAACACUUCUCAAGCAAUGUCUAGUACAUCUCCAGACAUCAGUACCAUGAUGACUUCUGAAAACAGCACACCAUCCGUCAACACGUCUCCAACAUUGCCUAGUGCAUCUCCAGACAUCAGUACCAUGAUGACUACUGAAAGCAGCAAGCUAUCAGUCAAUACAUCUCCAACUGUGUCUAGUACAUCUCCAGACAUCAGCACCAUGACGACCACUGAAAGCAGCACACCAUCAGUCAACACGUCUCCAACAUUUUCCAGUACAUCUCAAGUCAUCAGUACCAUGAUGACUAUUGAAAGCAGCUCACCAUCAGUCAACACGUCUCCAACUGUGUCUAGUACAUCUCCAGACAUCAGUACUAUGAUUACUACUGAAAGCAGCACAUCAUCAGUCAUCACGUCUCCAACUGUGUCUAGUACAUCACACUACAUCAAUACCAUGAUGACUGCUGAAAGCAGCACUCCAUCAGUCAACACAUCUCCAAGAUUGUCUAGUACAUCUACAUACAUCAGUACCACGAUGACUUCUGAAAGAAGCACACCAUCAGUCAACACGUCUCCAACUGUGUCUAGUACAUCUACAGACAUCAAUACCAUGAUGACCACUGAAAGCAGCACACCAUCAGUCAACACGUCUCCAAUAUUGUCUAGUACAUCUAUAGACAUCAACAUCAGCACCAUGACGACCACUGAAAGCAGCACACAAUCAGUCAACUCGUCUCCGACAUUGUCUAGUACAUCCCGUGACAUCAGUACCAUGAUGACUAUUGAAAGCAGCUCACCAUCAGUCAACACGUAUUCAACUGUGUCUAUACAUCUUCAGACAUCAGUACCAUGA
Messenger RNA from Dreissena polymorpha, 1213 nucleotides. RefSeq lists its product as uncharacterized. NCBI's taxonomy places the organism in Eukaryota, Metazoa, Mollusca, Bivalvia, Myida, Dreissenidae. The transcript is spliced from 3 exons. Bases 35 to 1213 code for a protein of 392 amino acids. The record is from RefSeq and is a predicted model, not a curated record.